ACCGGUGGGAUUCGAGGAAGAAGGUUUCAGCCACAAGAAGACUUAAAGUUUACAAUUUUGAUAUAAAGAAGGAGAAGAUUUUACUAGAUUACAGGGUUAGCGGGUUUUCACUCUUGGAACGAAAGUUGGAAGCGAUCAGUGAGCUGAUCUUCUGGUCCGUGCUGGUGGGAGUGGGUCCGUCAUGGACAGGGUGAAACUGUCCCGUAUAGACGAGGAGCUGGAUUCCUCUGAGGUGGCGGCUCUGUGCUUCUUGUGUCGUGAUGUUGUCACCAAGAAACGGCUAGAGGGGGUCCGGGAUGCUAAAGAUCUUUUCCUGAAACUAGAAGAGAAAGGUCUGAUGGAGAACGAGUUUUUUCUUUCUCAGCUACUGGAUACAAUCCGUCGAGCAGACCUCCUCAGUCUGCUUGAGACAGACAGCAGGAGACCAGAAGAAACCGAUGCAGCCCCCAUGCUGUCAGCUUACACGGUGAUGCUGUAUGAAAUUUAUCAGGACUUCACCCAGGAGAACUUUGAGAAGAUGAAGUUUCUGCUGGACGGUGAUCGGAACAACAAGCUGGACAAAAGAAAACUUGAGUUGUGUAAGACAGCACUGGACUUAUUUGCUGAGAUGGAAAGGGCUGGUUUACUGUCAAACCGAAAACUUGAUGUGCUGCAUAAAAUACUGCAGGAGCUUGACCGACAACUGGCAAGGAUGGUAGAGCACCACAUGCAAGGAUUAACUGAGCCUGUUGUACCUCCUCAUGUCAGCAUGGAUCACCAGAGGAUCAACAACAAUCCUUUGCUGGUUCAGCCCUCUCUGUCUGUGACUGAGUCUCAGCCCAGCUAUGGAGGAGAGAGUGUGUACUCAGAUUCAGAUCCAAUUACAGAGUCUCCUUCUCUUCAUGACCUGGCGGAUUAUUACGACAUGAAUCAUAACCCGCGUGGUCUGUGUGUGAUCUUCAACAACGAGGAAUUUCCAGUGGGGAUGGGAAGGCGAAGAGGGUCCAAGAUGGAUGAGGACGCCCUGCACCAGUUGUUUGAAAAACUUGGCUUCACUGUGGUGGUUUAUCUCAACCUGACUGCAAACGACAUGGAACAGAAAGUGCAACAUCUGAGCAAGAGGAAUUUUUCUGAGGACGAUGCCUUGGUGGUGUGCGUGCUGUCUCAUGGAUUAAAGGGAACCGUCUUUGGCACUGAUGAACAGGAGGUGUUCAUCCGAGACCUUAUGCUUCCCUUCACCAGUGUGAGAGUUCCCAGCUUGGCAGGAAAGCCCAAAAUCUUCUUCAUCCAAGCGUGCCAGGGAAGCGGCUACCAGGAGGGGGCUGUGCCACAUCCCCCUAGACCGAGACAGGCGAGCCAGCACAUUCAGAAGCACCUGGAAGAAGACGCUGGCCGUGUGCCGGAGGAGACGGUGCCCGCGGACGCUGAUUUCCUGCUGGGUAUGGCCACCGUGCAGGAGUGCAAGUCAUUCAGACACACUGCCACUGGCUCCAUCUUCAUCCAGGAGCUGUGCAAGCAGCUUAAGAGAGCAGCAGAGAGCCCAGAAAUGGACGAUCUUCUCUCUGUGCUGACACGAGUUAAUAGAGAGGUCAGCAAAGGAGUUUUUUUAAACCAUAAGCAAAUGCCUGAGCCCAAGUACACCCUCACCAGGAAAAUCAUCCUCAAAUAUGUUUGAGCUGACUGGAACCAGGAGCAACUCUGCAGAUGUGCUAAAUUGAAGGGUUGAAAAAUCAGCUUUGUUCACCAUGUGUACAAGUAUGUUUGGAUGUCUUUUUAAACUCUGUGUUUAGCCCCUUUCACUUGUGAACUCCUGGAUGAUAUGAGGACACACCUUCACAACUGAAAUUGGUCUGAUUUGGUUGAGAUGGAGCCUGAGGUAGAACGUACCUUGAACGUAGGAGGGGAUUGUUCCGUUAUGGUGACUGUUUCCAGGUCAGAAUCACUACAGCAUGUAUGAGGACUUUUCAGCAAUACAACAACCAUGGAAACAUAAAACAAGGGACUACAGGGAGCAGGAGCUCUGAAUUUAUUUGACAUGAACCACUAAACAGCAGUUUGAUAUUAUAGAAGCAUGUGAGCUGAUAACUCUGAGCCUGAUGGAGGAAAAUGGCUACCUUGAGAAAAUCUUGAAUUACCUGCUCACUUCACCCCAGCAUCUCACAGGUUUUGUAGUAGCAACUGGUCAACAUAGACCCUGCUUGAAAUCAGGGGCCACAUCCGGCUUUUACGUUAAAGGGGACAUACUAUGCAAAAAUCACUUUUUCAGGCUUUUCUAACAAAAACAUGUGCCCCUGGCAUGUCCACAAUCCCCUCAAGUACCAGAUAAUCCCCUCCUCCCCUUUCCUUUCUCCGUCUUUCAGAAAAUGUGCUGAAACAAGCCGUUCUCAGAUUUCCCCCCUCAUGAUGUCAUAUGGGGAGUUAGCACCACCCCCAGGUUCAGUUGGCCCUCCCUGCUUGGAAGAAAGUUCCACCCUCCC
This is a messenger RNA of Cheilinus undulatus (humphead wrasse), 2456 nucleotides long. Its product is annotated as caspase-8-like. The coding region runs from base 182 to 1654 and encodes 490 amino acids. NCBI's taxonomy places the organism in Eukaryota, Metazoa, Chordata, Actinopteri, Labriformes, Labridae. The transcript is spliced from 12 exons. Gene Ontology annotation, molecular function: cysteine-type endopeptidase activity; protein binding. The record is from RefSeq and is a predicted model, not a curated record. Gene Ontology annotation, biological process: negative regulation of extrinsic apoptotic signaling pathway via death domain receptors; proteolysis.